AAUGAGCAGACGGUCGGACAGACAGAGAUGUAUGGACGUUUUGAAGAAAACAAACAAGAACUUUCUGUUUGGGAUCAAACGGGAUCCUCAAAACGAGUAUUUCCGUUUAAAUCAAUUUUCCGCGGCAUUAUACAACUUUCUUUACACUACGUAUAUCACUCCGUAUGGAAGGUCACCAGUUGUUGAUAUCAUUGGUCAGAUAGAAUAGAUGAAAGUAUCUGCACCAUUUGGUCUGAAAAUAGCUCAGAUCAUGCUGUAGAGGCCUACAGUAUCAGAAAGUUCCCUAUUAUAACAGGACUAAAAGUUCUGUCAGUUACAAAGUAUAAAAUAGAAAAUUGGCUAAACAUUGAUGAAACUUUUGUAGGUUUAACAGAUUUAGAAUAUCUUUAUCUGGAAAGCAAUCAUAUUACUGGUUGGAGCACAUCUGAAUCACAAGAGCCAUUAACAAAUUUAAAAGUGCUAAGUUUAGCAAAUAAUCCAAUUGCAAAUCUAUCAUCAAAUUCUUUUUCAUGGUUGGAAGGUUCAAAACUAGAAUAUCUCAAUAUGAAGGGAUGUUCAAACAUUAAGAUUAUAGAUAGCGCUGUUUUUAAUCCUUUGGCAAAUACUAACCAUUUAU
Messenger RNA from Gryllus bimaculatus (two-spotted cricket), 616 nucleotides. Lineage: Eukaryota; Metazoa; Arthropoda; Insecta; Orthoptera; Gryllidae. The record is from the annotation of a GenBank genome assembly.